Molecule: messenger RNA, 1250 nt
Organism: Aspergillus wentii DTO 134E9
Lineage: Eukaryota; Fungi; Ascomycota; Eurotiomycetes; Eurotiales; Aspergillaceae
Exons: 1
Coding region: 227-898 (223 amino acids)
Source: RefSeq, a predicted model, not a curated record
AUCCCGAGAUGGAAUUCCAGACGUCUGUUGAUCCUGAAUUCACUUCUAAAAAUUAUAACCACUCUUCCAAAAGAAAUCCUGCUUCUGAUAACCAGCUAUUUUGAUCAUCUUGUUACACUCCAUCUUGCAUCAUGUAAUCGUCAACUGUACAGAGAGCUGAAGCUCGAAAUAUACCGGAACAUCGAGUUUACGAAGAACUGUUUCUGGGCUCUCAGCCGGUUAGUCUAUGUCCGCCUCAAAGAUGAGGAGAAGGUACAAGCAGUGCGAAAUCUAUCUGUUGGACCCUGGCAGUCUCAAUGUUACGAGCAUAAUGCGUCCAUUUGGAGAAUUCCCGGUGUGUGGAGCCGAAGAAAACCCUAAGAAAUGGAAACGUAUUUUGACAAGAGGUUCUGGCCAUGGACUAACGACAGAUCCAUGGCUAGCUAUGCUACUGCCUCAAUUGACACGUCUCGAGCGACUGGAAGUGAGUUUUGAUGCAGACUCCACUUUCACUCUUCUGCUGCUCCCCAAAGUGAUUGCAAUGCGGAAUGAAAUUGAUACACCGCUGUCCGGUGGGAUCUUGAACUCACUUAAGGAUUUCCGUGGCGUUUGUGUAGAAAAUGAAUGGGAACCAAGCACUGGCAAGAGAGAAGUGACGCCGAUUAAUGAUUGCUUCCUGCAUUUACCGUCGUUGCGCAGUUUCCACGCUGUCCAUGACAUACUGCCCCGCUCUGAACUUGCCAAGAAGCCAGUCUUGGAUUUUACAGAGCUUGAUAUUCAUGUAAUUAGAUCGGGAGAGGACAUGCCCCGGCUUCUGUCCAUGUGCAAAACGCUCGAAAGGUUCAGCUAUGUCCAGAGACAUGGAAAACUAAGUACCGAGACCUGCUAUCUCAUCAUAAGGAUAGUUUGCGAGAAUUGAUAUUCCUCCCUUUCAAUCGAGAGUUUGACCCCGAUAUGUCCGACUUGUCAGAGGACGAGUAUGAAGGAGAAGAAGUAUACGAAGACCACCCUCUGCACAACGAAUUUAUCGGAUCUCUUUCUCAAUUUACCGUCUUGAAGGAGAUCCACCUGCGCACACACAUUAUACUCGAAUCGGAAGACAGUGACCUCUCUCGUGACCAACGCCAGCUCAUUCAUAAUCUACCGACCUCGCUUGAAAAGUUAGAUAUCGAUGAACUGACCGACAUUGGCCCCCAUGAGACUCGCCGACUGAUUGCCCAACUCGAGCAGCUCGUCUCCCAAGCCGGGCAGAAAUUUCUACGCCAUAAACA